Molecule: messenger RNA, 885 nt
Organism: Camponotus floridanus (Florida carpenter ant)
Lineage: Eukaryota; Metazoa; Arthropoda; Insecta; Hymenoptera; Formicidae
Product: proto-oncogene tyrosine-protein kinase ROS-like
Exons: 2
Coding region: 1-885 (294 amino acids)
Biological process (GO): multicellular organism development; protein phosphorylation; cell surface receptor protein tyrosine kinase signaling pathway
Cellular component (GO): signaling receptor complex
Molecular function (GO): transmembrane receptor protein tyrosine kinase activity; ATP binding; protein binding
Source: RefSeq, a predicted model, not a curated record
AUGACACAUGCCGAAAGGAAAAACCAUACAAACAGGCUCACAUACAUCUCAUUAAAAACCGUCAAAGAGAAUGUUUACAAUGUUUACUUUGAUCAAUUAUCAAUAAAUCCAUUCGAUUCGAAUGUGAUAUCAGUAAAAACUAAUUCGAGCAAGCUUAAUGCAUCAGAAAAUAUAAGUGUUUUAGCUUUGACGCCUACUAUAGCAGUAGUUCAUUGGAUGCCACCCAAGAAAUUGAAUUGCGUGGGCGUGACCUACGAAGUGCAUUGGAAGUCAGUUAUAUUAGUGAACGGCACGCAACAAAAGAGCGAACAAGUUAUCAAUGUGCCGAAACGUAUGGCAGAUGGCAGAUUUUUCACAAAGAUUAACUUGUCGCUACCAGAGUUUCAAGGAAAGGUGAAAGACUUAGAAAAAUCGGGCACAGAAAUAUCCGUUGCAAUAAAAACGCUUCAAAAAGAUGUUUUAUUUCAUAAGAAAAAGAAAUUGUUAAAGGAAGCUAAGUUUAUAAGUCAUUUUCAACACAAACAUAUAUUAAGAUUGUUGGCCGUUUGCUUAGAUGGAGAUUCUCCGUUAUUAGUGUUGGAAUUGAUGGAAACUGGUGAUCUGUUAAGAUAUUUGAGAGAAUGUCGAAAUUUGCAAGCGUCAGAUUCGCUUGCUCUGCGUUUGCAAGAUUUAUUCGCCAUGUGCGAAGAUAUUGCGCGAGGUUGUUGCUACUUGGAAGAGUUGCGUUUUGUACAUGGAGAUUUAGCGUAUCACAAUUGUUUAGUAUCUUCGAGAAAUCGCGAAUAUCGUGUCAUCAAAAUUGGAGAGUUUGGGCUAGCUAAAGAUAUCUGUAAGGAUGAUUAUUAUCGCGUGGUAAUUACAGUUAUGAAAAAAAUUAAUGACUAA